AUGGCGCAUGCCCAUCACCAUCAGUCCCCUCUGCAGGUAAGCGAAGAACAUCGCGGCUUCAGACGGGGAGCGGCCUUUAUCAUCGGCGGCCUGACCAGUGGCCACGGCGUAUUUCACUGGCUCACCCAGAGCUUCAUCGUUGUGCUGCCCGAGGUCCGGGACCUGCUGUUGGGCGGCAGUGUUGUAGCCACUACCAGCAUUCAAUCAACCCGUGAAAUUGCCUCCGGGGUGGUCUCGCUUCCGGGCGGUGUCCUGACCGACGCUCUGCGGCGCCACUGGGGCUGGGUGAUGGCCGUGUGCAUGGCCUUAUUUGGCGUGGGCUGGAUCCUGAUGGCCGCCGGCGGCUGGACGGUGCCCGGCAGCUCCUGGCUUACGGCGGAACAGUCUGCCGCAGCCGGAGAGGCUUCGGGUGAGCUAAACGUUGCCGGAUAUGCGCUCCUCCUCUUUGGUAUGGCCAUCGUGGGUAUGGCGGCUUCAUUCUGGCACCUGCCGGCGGUAGCGGCCCUCUCCAGCCAGUUUCAGCCAUCGUCGCGCUUCGGUCCUUUCUUUCCACGGCGUGGGUGGCAACGUUGGCGAUGUUAUCGGGCCCGUAUUGACCGGUCUCCUCCUUUCGACCCUUACCUGGCAGGGGAUAAUCACAAUCUAUGGUGCGGUACCAAUAUUCCUGGCGUUUCUGGUCUUCUGGGCUUUUCGCGACAUUGGUCGACGCCGUGA
Messenger RNA from Geodia barretti, 714 nucleotides. Lineage: Eukaryota; Metazoa; Porifera; Demospongiae; Tetractinellida; Geodiidae. The record is from the annotation of a GenBank genome assembly.